AUGGGUCUCCCGGGAGCGGCGCCCGGAACUCCGAGGCCCGGGGAGAUGUCCCUGGUUCCGGCUUGGACAAGCCGGGUCCCGCCCCGGGCAGAGCCAAGGCUGGGAAACAAAGGGGCUAAGAGGGUAAGUCAACAGCAGUGCCGCCGACCUUACCAGGGGCCGGGGUCUCGCUCCCAGCCCGCCGCCGGGCAUCCCUCAUCCCGGCACCAGGGCCGUUCCGACCGCCCAGGGAGUCCCCGCCUCCCCUUCCCUCAAGCUCUUACCCGGGCCUGUCCUCCCAAACCACUCCGGUCCAGCUCCAAGCAGGCCGCGGGCAGAGCCAGGCCCGGCCGCGGCCCUAGAGUUCCCAGGAAGCCGCAGGCCGCGCAGGUCGAGCCGGGCAAGCGGCACAGGAAAAGCCGCUCCUCGUCCCUCCCCUUCCUCCGCGGGGACCUGGUGACGGGGAAGCGAGAGGUUCCCCAGACCAGCGGCAGCCAGCGCACGUCCCGUCCCCGGCACGCGGCUCCUCCGGCCUUACAGCUCAGAGGCCCGCGCGGUGCUGCCGGCGGCGGCGGCGGGGGAGGCCGCGUCCAUCGCGAUCCGGGAGGGGGAAGGGAGGAGGGUCGGGGGAGAGCCGGGCGGGGAAGCUGCGGAGGGCAGCCGUGCGGCGCGGAGGCGGAGCAAAUGGGCUCUACUGACUGCGACCUCGCCGGCCGCCACGUGGGGCGCUGCAGGUGCCGGUCGGCCAGUGGCGCAAGGGGCGCCAGCCCUGGGUGCCAGGCGGCGGGACGCGUCGCCGCCUCUCUCUGGUCUCUCUCGCACUCCGGGCCUCGGUCUCCCUCGGCCUUGUCAGCUGUCGCUUUACUAUCGUACGCCCUGCACCUUCACUAUGCUAUCAAUCGGAGCGCGCUCCCACCACCCCGCACGCGCGGCUGCACGUACGCUCAGCGUGUUUUGCACGGUGUGUACACACUUGGCGCGCUCCUGCUGACGGCACUCAGGCUGCACGUCAAACCUGCGGCCCAGGCUGUCUUUGCCUGGCGUCCUACCAGGGCGACCGUACCCGGCCAAGAACUGGUCACCCCUCCUCGAGCACCGAAAAGUGUCGCGGGAGGAGAAGCGCCUCCCUUCGGUCCUAGGAGGCAAACCGCCCGCAGUUCGUUGGAAAGAAAAUCUUUCACAACUCCGGGGAAGUAAAUAUUGUCGAGUGUUCUCUCCAUUGUACGGAUGAGAGAACUGAGGCUCCCAAAAGCGUGAAUUCAGGCCCAAUGGCGUCCCCAGUAAGCAGCAGCACUGCGAGUGUGCUUUUGAUUUUUUCCUGUGGGUUUUGGUCGCAAGAAUGUCUGUAAUUAUUCCCUUCGGACGUUCUGUUUCACAGGCGUUGAAAACAAAAUAUAUUUGCUUAUGGGCUAAAUAAUAGUCUAUCAUCUAGAUGUACCCCAGUUUAUCCAUCCACCUACUGAAGGACUUCUUGAAUGUUGCCAAGUUUUCGCAAUGAAAAUAAAGCUACUAUAAACAUCCACGUGCAAGGUUUUACAUGGACCUAAGUUUUCAACUCAUUUGGGUAAAUACCAAGGAGCAAAAUUUCUGGAUUUCAUGG
Molecule: messenger RNA, 1579 nt
Organism: Sus scrofa (pig)
Lineage: Eukaryota; Metazoa; Chordata; Mammalia; Artiodactyla; Suidae
Source: RefSeq, a predicted model, not a curated record